AUGAAUCGCCGAUAUCGCGUCAUCGAGAUUCCGCUGAAGGCCUCCACGGAGGAGGAGGUCAUCGAGCUGAGCAUCGACAAUCUGCCCGAUGUGGCCGAACUGGUGGACCUGCUGCGCAAUGAGCUGUCGCCCCUGUCGCUGUGGCUGCACGCCGCCCUCACCUACUACCGCGAGGGCAAGGAGGAGGAGUUCCGGGACAUCCUCGAGACGGUGCGCGCGGACACCGAGAAGAGCCACCUCCAGCUGACGCCCUGGAUCCUCGAGAUGUCCACCAUGCCCGAUUACAAGCAGGACCUGCUGCGCAUCCUCGACACGCUGGCCGCCUACUACGUCGCCCAGGCGAACAAGGAGCGCAACCGAGAGCGGAAGAAGGAGCUGCAGAACAAGGUCGCCGUCCUCUACACCGCCGGCGACAAGCUGACCACGGAGAGCCAGAACCACCUGGUCGGCCGGGCCUUCUUCCUCCUGGUCGACCUCAAUCAGAACAACUUCGCCAAUGCACUGGACCAGGCGGACCAGCAGUUCACCUUCGUCUUCAACAACAACAACGCCAACAUUCCGACGCUGGUCGGCAAGGCCUGCAUCAGCUUCAACAAGAAGGACUACAAGGGGGCGCUCACCUACUACCGCAGGUGCCUGCGCAACAAUCCCCAGUGCCCGGCCAACAUUCGCCUCGGCAUGGGCCACUGCUUCUACAAGCUGAACCAGCUGGAGAAGGCCCGCCUCGCCUUUGAGCGCGCCCUGAAGCUCGACCACAAGUGCGUCGGGGCGAUGGUCGCCCUCGCCAUCAUGGAGCUGAACAAGAAGAACCCCGAGGCGAUUCAGAACGGCGUGCAGAUGCUCUCGCGCGCCUACAACAUCGACAAGACGCACCCGAUGGUGCUGAAUCACCUCGCCGACCACUUCUUCUUCAAGCGGGACUACCAGCGCGUGCACCAGCUGGCGUUGCACGCCUUUCAGAAUACGGAGAACGAGUUUAUGCGCGCCGAGAGCAGCUACCAGCUGGGGCGGGCCUACCACAUUCAGGAGAACUACAACCAGGCCUUCCAGUACUACUACCAGUCGACGCAGUUCGCCGCCCCCUCCUUUGUCCUGCCCUUCUACGGCCUCGGGCAGAUGUACAUCUUCCGCGGGGACCUGGAGAACGCCGCCGUCUGCUUUGACCGCGUGCUGAAGUUCUACCCGAACAACUACGAGACGAUGAAGAUUCUGGGGUCGAUCUACGCGCAGUCGGCGGACCCGGCGAAGCGCGGCAUGGCCCGCGACUACCUGAAGAAGGUCACCGAGGCCCAUCCCGAUGACGUGGAGGCGUGGAUCGAGCUGGCGCAGAUUCUCGAGCAGUUUGAUCUGCAGGGCGCCCUCAACAGCUACAACAACGCCAUCAAGAUCUUCAAGGAGAUCGCGGAGAACACCGGCCGCGAGGAGCCGGAGAUUCCCGCGGAGAUCUACAACAACGUCGCCGUGCUGCACUACCGCCUGGGCGCCUUCGAGGCGGCGGAGGAGAACCUGGAGCGGUCGCUGCGCGUCGCCAACGACGAGGCGGAGCACGACGAGGCCUACUUCCGCCUGAUCCAGGUGUCGAUUCGCUACAACUUUGGCCGCCUCUACGAGGCCGCCUACCGCCUGGUGAAGGCGAACGAGGUGUACGUGGCGCUGCUGCGCGACCACCCCACGCACACCGACAGCAUGAUCCGCCUGGGCUGCCUCCGCCGGGAGGCCUGCCACAUCUACGAAGCGAGCGACUGGUUCAAGGAGGUGCUGCAGGUGGACAAGGACAACGCCGACGCCUGGAUCCUCAUCGCCAACAUGCACUGCGCCAAGUCGGAGUGGGGCCCCGGGCAGAAGAAGUACGAGCGGGUGCUGGGGGCGGAGGCGACCAAGGACGACACGUACGCGCUGGUGGCCCUGGGCAACAUCUGGCUGCACACGCUCUUCUCGGGAGGGAAGGGGGGCGGCACCCGGGAGGAACGGGAGAAGGAGCGCCGCCACCAGGAGCGCGCCAUCAGCAUGUACCGCAAUGCGCUGCGGCAGGACGAGCUGAACCUCUACGCUGCGAACGGGAUUGGCUGCGUCCUCGCCGCGAAAGGGGCCUUCAACGAGGCGCGGGACGUCUUCUCGCAGGUGCGCGAGGCGACGGCGGACUUUCCCGACGUCUGGGUCAACAUAGCGCACAUCUACGUGGAGACGCGGCAGUACGUGAACGCCAUUCAGAUGUACGAAAAUUGCCACCGGCGCUUCUACCCGGCGCCCAACACCGAGAUACUGAUGUACAUUGCCCGCGCCUACUACCGCUGGGGCCGGAUGCGCCAGUGCAAGACGGUCCUCCUGCGCAUUCGCCACGUCACGCCCAACGACGCGACGGUCAUCUUCAACCUGGCGCUGGUGCUGCAGCGCAUCGCCGCCUCGGUGCUCGAGGAGCCGAAGUGCCCCCUGCGCACCAUCCUCUCCGCCGUGCACGAGCUCAACCUGGCGCACCGCUACUUUGACCACCUGCGCCUCAAUCCCGAGCCGACCAAGUUUGACCCGGUGGCGGCCGGCGCGGAGGAGCAGCGCUGCAAGGACCUGAUCACCCAGGCGCAGCACCACGUGGCGCGGGCGCGGCGCGCCGACGCGGAGGAGCAGGAGGCGCGGCGGCGGCAGGAGGCGGAGCGAGCGGCGCUGCGCGCCAAGGCCCAGGAGGAGAGCCGUGCCCGGGAGGAGGAGCGCCGGAAGGUGGAGAAGGAGCUGAUUGCCAAGCGGCAGGAGUUCGUAGCGAAGACCAAGUCGAUUCUCAUCUUUGACCCGCAGAUGGAGGAGAAGCCCAAAAAGGGAGGUGGUGGAGGUGGUCGCGGAAGAAAGAGCGCCCACCACGGAGAGGACGGCUUUGUCACCGACAGCAGCAGCAACAUUGAAAAUCGAACCGCUGGAGGAGGAGGGGAAAAGACAGGCGGCAAGAAGAAGAAGAAGAAGAAGGAGGGCAAGCGAGGUCGCAAGCGCCGGAAUCGUGGCUCUGGUGGCUCUGCUGAAUCGGAUGAGGAGGGAGGUGGCGGCGAGGUGAACGAAGAGGAACGUCGAAAGCGACGCGAAGAGCGACAGCAGCAGAAGCGGAAGAAACAGCGAAAAGGCGGUCAAAAGGAAAGUGCCAAGAAGGGACGCCCCUCAAAGCCGGAAAAGGCGGAGCAACCGG
Messenger RNA from Rhagoletis zephyria (snowberry fruit fly), 3166 nucleotides. NCBI's taxonomy places the organism in Eukaryota, Metazoa, Arthropoda, Insecta, Diptera, Tephritidae. The record is from RefSeq and is a predicted model, not a curated record.